Syngnathoides biaculeatus (alligator pipefish) is the source of this 2368-nucleotide messenger RNA. It is a transcript of the gene gnmt, whose product is annotated as glycine N-methyltransferase. Gene Ontology annotation, biological process: regulation of gluconeogenesis; one-carbon metabolic process; protein homotetramerization. The transcript is spliced from 6 exons. Gene Ontology annotation, cellular component: cytosol. Lineage: Eukaryota; Metazoa; Chordata; Actinopteri; Syngnathiformes; Syngnathidae. Bases 193 to 1098 code for a protein of 301 amino acids. The record is from RefSeq and is a predicted model, not a curated record. Gene Ontology annotation, molecular function: identical protein binding; glycine N-methyltransferase activity; S-adenosyl-L-methionine binding.
GCAAAUAUUGUUAGCGAAUCAGGAAGUAGGCGUCUGCUGACUGGAGAGUACCAUUGGACUGAAGUUUGUUCGCCCCAGCGUUCCUUGUAUAAAUAAUAACAAGCGCAAAAGAGACUAGCAUGUGUCGACAAUCCACUCGCUUGGGGCCACUGAGUGAGAGGCAACUUGUUUAGAAAACACUGACAGAAAACCAUGGCGGCAGGCAGCAUGUCAGUCGACAGUGUAUUCAGGACCCGCUCGCUCGGCGUCGCUGCAGAAGGUCUCCCCGAUCAGUAUGCGGACGGGAAAGCGGCCAAAGUAUGGCAGCUCUACAUCGGGAACACGCAGAGCAGGACGCAGGAGUACAAGAGCUGGGUGGUGUCACUUCUCCGAAAACAAGGUGUCCAGAGGGUGCUGGAUGUCGCCUGCGGAACAGGGGUUGACUCCAUUAUGUUGGUGGAGGAGGGCUUCAGUGUGGUGAGUGUAGAUGCCAGUGACAAAAUGCUAAAGUAUGCGCUGAAGUCAAGAUGGGAAAGAAGAAAAGAAGCAGCAUUUGACAAAUGGGUGAUCGAAGAAGCCAACUGGCUGACGCUCCCAGAAGACAUCCGGAAACAAGGAGGAGAUGGCUUUGAUGCAGUUAUUUGCCUUGGCAACUCUUUUGCCCACUUGCCUGAUUUUAAAGGGGACCAGAGUGACCAAAAGUUAGCUCUUCAAAACAUUGCGAGGAUGGUCAAACCAGGUGGGAUCCUCAUCAUCGACCACCGCAACUACGACUACAUCCUGGAGACUGGGCGGGCACCGCAAGGCAAAAACGUUUACUAUAAGAGCGAUCUAACUCAGGACAUUUCCACUUCUGUACUGUGGGUGAACAAUAAGCCCCACAUGAUUACUCUGGACUACACCAUCCAAAUUCCUCAGGCCAGCCCGGAGACCCUGCCUGAGGUCAGUAAAUUCCGUCUCUCCUACUACCCUCACCGCCUGGAGAGCUUUAAAGCGCUGCUGCAAGAUGCCUUCGGCGGCAAAGUUGAGCACAACGUCUACGGAGAUUUCAUGGCAUAUGUCCCUGGUCAAGCUCAAGCUCCGUGCUACUUCAUCCACGUAUGCAAGAAGACUGCAUAGGUGCACGGACAUGGCACGGAAUAUCAUAGUUUUCAGUUAAACCAUAUUCAUUCUCCCAAAUUCUUGUACAUUUAAUCUAAAUUUUAAAUAUCACAAAGUAUAGCUUUCUAAACAACAACAAUAAUAAUAAUAAAUAACGUUCCUAUGUAGCCAUUGGUGGUCCACCGAUUAAUACGUUCAAAUACAGAAAGAUGAUGGCUAUAACUUAAGUAGGUCAUGCCAAUCUUCUUGUAAUGUUUCAGGGUUGAUUUUUAUUGUUAAUUCUUCUGUGUUUACCACCUGAGUCUUAAAAAGCAAGUUCAUAUAAUGUUUUUUUUUUUUUUUCAGGGAGAAAAUGCUAAAGAAAAAUAUGUCAUUUAUAGUUUCUUGGUGUAAUCACCCUAAUCACUAUACUUUGGUUGAAGAUUAUAUUGCGUAUUCUGCUCUUCAUAUUUGCAUGUCUAGCUGUAAUCUUGCACGGUCGUUGAUGUCAGAGCAUCAAAAAGUCGCUACUGGUUUUGUGAACUAAUCUGAUGUUUUAUCAAUCUAACCUACUUUGAGUGUUACACAGGGUAUCACUGUCAUGAUAGUAAGUCCUCAGACAGUUUGCAUUUGUAAAGGGGUUUAGAGUUUUAAAGUACUUGAAGACCAAAUGAUCAAACCUAGUGAAUGUUUAACAGCGCCAACUGUGACUUACAACUUUUGACUUUGUACGACAUGAUUUUACCAUCAUUUUAGAGAAUGUGGUUUCAUGUGUCCUUGAAAUAUUUCUUUGUGACAUUAUUUGAUGCUAAACCAGAAAAUAGUUCCACUUGUUUGUGAUUUAUGAGGAAAAAAAAGAAUGCCCUCCUCAAUUCCACAUUACUUGCAGGUUGUGAGCUGAAGCUUGAACACACUAUCAUCUUAAGACGUGCUGUCAACCAAAGAUUUUACAUCGUUCUUUCCUUUACUCAGUCUUUGAUUUACACUUUGCACAGUGCUUGAAAUGUGUUGAAAAGAACAUUUGCUGAUGUUGGCCCAGCCAUGCAAAAUAAAAUUCAUAGCGAGAGAGUACAGCAGGAAAUUUAAAUGUUAUCCAGGACACUGGCCCCCUGCCGUUUGUCUUAAGACGGUAUGGUAAAUCAGUGCCUUAUGUAAAAAUAUAUGUAGUACAGUACAGUGUUUCAUUUUGAAAUGCGGUGGGUUAAGAUGUUUUUAGAGAACAUUUCACAGCGGUCUUAUGUUGCUGAUUCUUGAAGAUGAUCACUUGUAAUACUUUGCUUCAAAAUACAUUAAAUAACAUUUCAUGUUG